AUGCCCGCUACCCAUGCUGUCGUUCCAGAUCCGAGAAACGCAUCCAUCCUUGUUGGUAUGCGUGAUGGUGUGACCAAAGAAUUCCGGCUGAUUCCCAAGGCUCAAGCUACCGUUUCUGUGCUUGAUUCUGCUUUUAUGCUGGGUGAUGGGAUCUGGGAAGGGAUCCGUUGCAAAAAAGGCGUCAUCCAAUUUGCAAAGGAGCAUAUCGACCGUUUGUUUGAAAGUGCUAAAGCAAUGUUCAUGAACCUAGAACUGUCUAGAGUUCAACUCCUCCAAUACUUGUACGAAACUAUUGACGCCAAUAACAUGAAUAUGUCGGAUGAUGUACAUAUAAGGCUCAUGGUGUCACGAGGCUUAAAGGAUACCCUCAUCAGAACCCACGCUCUACCAUCGGGGUCAGCACCUCUCAUCGUCAUUAUUCCCGAAUUCAAGAAAGCCGAUCCAAGUAUACAACACAGAGGAUUGAAGCUAGCAACGGUGCAUGUACGACGGGGUCCACCAGAUGUUAAGGACGAAAUGUGGAAUCAUAUGUCGAAAGCCACUGACAUCCAAGCUUGCAUUCAAGCUAAUUAUCUGGGAGUGGAUGAGGCGUUGAUGCUGGAUGAUCGCGGGUGGGUUAAGACAUGCAAUUCAACGAACUUCAUGAUCGUAAGAGAAGGGAUGGGUGAAGACGAAGGCAAGUUGGUGGUAUGGAGUCCUACGAAAAAUAAUCAGAUGCAAGGAAUUACUCGAAGGAAGACAAUUGAAGCCUGUAGAGCCGCUGGUGUACCCGUUUACGAACAAGACUUUUCCUUGACAGAGGUUUACGGGGCUGUGGAAGCUUUCUGCUGCGGCACAUUCCCGGCGCAAAUCUCAGUGAUCGAGGUGGACGGAAGAAAAGUCGGCGACGGUCAAUCCCCAGGUCCGAUGGUACAAUAUAUCAACACGUUAUAUAAUGAGCUGGUCGCUCAUGACAUUGCACGAGGCCGUGCAGCUACUCUCGAAGAUGCUCGGCUGUCUGACUUACCGUAUUCAAUCCGUUAUCAGAUGCAGUCGAUGCAAAGAAAGCCCGAAACACCGAAGUUGAAUGGGUCGACGAGUUGA
This is a messenger RNA of Kwoniella mangroviensis CBS 8507, 1083 nucleotides long. RefSeq lists its product as uncharacterized. The record is from RefSeq and is a predicted model, not a curated record. Gene Ontology annotation, biological process: carboxylic acid metabolic process. Bases 1 to 1083 code for a protein of 360 amino acids. Gene Ontology annotation, molecular function: catalytic activity. Lineage: Eukaryota; Fungi; Basidiomycota; Tremellomycetes; Tremellales; Cryptococcaceae. The transcript is spliced from 8 exons.